This is a messenger RNA of Tachysurus vachellii, 1287 nucleotides long. RefSeq lists its product as uncharacterized. Bases 114 to 812 code for a protein of 232 amino acids. NCBI's taxonomy places the organism in Eukaryota, Metazoa, Chordata, Actinopteri, Siluriformes, Bagridae. The transcript has 2 exons. The record is from RefSeq and is a predicted model, not a curated record.
GGCGACAUUUGUAUCAUAAUCCAGGCCCGAACUUUUUAUAGCAUGUUGAUUCAUAUGAUAAACUCAAACCUUAUGGGAUCUGCAUCAAUGGUGCAAUCGACGGGUUUUCACAAAUGGUGAUAUGGCUACAUGCAUGCUCUACAAGUAGUGAUCCCAAGGUCAUCGCUGGAUACUUUAUUGAUGCGGUGUUAUCAAGGAAUGGGACAGCCACCCGAAUUCACUCAGACUUAGGGACAGAGAACUGUUACAUGGAACAGAUGCAGAUGUUCAUGAGACAUGAUCAUACGGAGGACUUUUCGAGAAAUUGCUAUUUGUAUGGCUCAAGCAAUCAUAACCAACGGAUAGAGCAUUGGUGGAGAUUUUUGAGGAAACAGCAUGCACAGUUCUGGAUCAACCUAUUUCAAGAUCUAAAAGAUUCUGACGACUUCUCCGGUGACUUCUUAGACAAAAGUCUAAUACAGUUCACAUGUCUUGAAAUAAUAGAGAGAGAACUGCAGGAUGUUGUUCACCUCUGGAACACACACAGAAUUCGCCCAUCCAGAAAUGCUGUGUCUCCAUGUGGACGUCCAGUGAUGAUGUACACCCUACCCCAACUUUUUGGUGCUAUGGAGUACCUUAAAGAGGCAUCCCAACAGAAGAUACAGGCUUGUAGGGAGGAAUGUCGUGAGAGAGGACCAUAUCCCUGUGAUAAUACAGUGUUUGACAUUUGUUGCCUUGCCAUGGCAGAAAACAGUCUUCAUCCACCAACCUCUCCAGAGGAAGCCAUUGAUCUUUACAUGUUCUUACGUGCUUACAUACGUACCCAAAUGUAAUAAUCACAAGUUGUUCUACUGGAUCAAAUGACUGAAUGUGAGCACCCACUCAUAGCCAAAAAAACAACAGAAUUGCCGUUUGGACGGAAAAGGAUGACAUUCACUGUAAAUGUUUGACAGAAGUACUGUGUUUAAGCAAUCGAUAAUAGACAACUCUUUUAUAAUGGACAUCUCCCAACUGAGCUCCAUAUCAUCUCUUUUUAUUCAUCAUUAUGUAAAAAGUACAUCUCAUCCACAGAACUGGGAACAAUCCUAUACCUGCAAAUGAAAGGUAUCACAUGUUGCCAUUGUCAAAAAUGGCACAUUUGUCCUUAUGGUGGAACUAUUUCGCAUCACCAGAUGUGGUCUGACACACUUUGGGCUCAUUGUAAACAGGGCAACCUACAUGAUGUUUGGAUGGCCUUUAAAUCAAACAUAUUAUUGUAUCUUGUUAUCAUGUGUCUCUGGGCUGCACAUAAAGCACUUUUUUACACAA